Etheostoma cragini (Arkansas darter) is the source of this 2869-nucleotide messenger RNA. Its product is annotated as band 4.1-like protein 3. The transcript has 17 exons. Gene Ontology annotation, cellular component: plasma membrane; cytoskeleton. Lineage: Eukaryota; Metazoa; Chordata; Actinopteri; Perciformes; Percidae. Gene Ontology annotation, molecular function: structural molecule activity; actin binding. Bases 41 to 1903 code for a protein of 620 amino acids. The record is from RefSeq and is a predicted model, not a curated record.
UGUCUCUCUCUCUGUGUAGGACUCGGAGGGUGUGGCCAUCAUGCUGGGCGUGUGCAGUAGUGGUCUCCUGGUCUACAGAGACCGGCUGAGGAUCAACAGAUUCGCGUGGCCAAAGAUCCUGAAGAUUUCGUACAAGAGGAACAACUUCUACAUCAAGAUCCGCCCUGGGGAGUUUGACCAGUUUGAGUCCACCAUUGGCUUCAAGCUGCUGAACCACCGAUCAGCAAAGCGUCUCUGGAAGGUCUGCGUGGAACAUCACUCCUUUUUCAGGUUGAUGUCUCCAGAGGAGACCCCCAAGAAGUUCCUGUCUCUGGGGUCUAAGUUCCGUUACAGCGGUCGGACUCAGAUCCAGAGUCGCAGAGCGAGUGCUCAGAUUUCCAGACCGGCACCCCAGAUCCCCCGGACCAUCAGCAGGAGGAACGUCCUAAGCCGGAGCCUGGACGGAGCUCCGAUGACCACGCCCAGGUGUUCUCUGAUUGGCUCUCCAGCCAUCACAGCGUCCCCUAAAGCCAACGGUGCUACUCACACAGAUAUGGGUUCGGGGCUGUAUGGAGCUUCUAAAGCCAUCGCGAUCAGUAAUCUAAUCCCCACGGUAACGCCUGAGAGGAUGAUGGACGAGAGAAAGGCGGAGAAAGUGGAGGAGGUGCAGCAGGAGGAGGAGAGGAAGGAGGAAGAUGAAGAGGAGGAGACCAGAGAGACAGAGAUGUCUCAGCAGAGUCCUCCUACUCCUCAGAAGCAGGACACCAAGACUGAGUUGACUGACACGGCGUUGGACGGGGAGCUGACGCCCACCGAGUCUGAUCAGGAUGAAGACUUGAAAACUCAGGAGACGCUGGGCAGUCCCGAGGACCCAACGCCCCAGAGCUCCAUCAGCGCUCUCAGACGCUCCUUCCUGGAAGACGCAGGAGGCGGGGGGGGGGUGACGGAGUGGGACAGACGUCUCGCCGCCUCGCCGCUACGACGGCUCGACGACUCGCCGAUGAUCGAACCGCUGGAACCAGACCAGGAGGGCGGGAUCACAAACAGGGCUCCUCCUCCUCAGCCAAUGACAGAGAAGAACUAUGCUGUGGGGCGGAGCUACGACACCGCCUCUGGAAAGGUCAUCACCGUGAUGAUUGCAGAUAACCUGCAGCAGCGCGUCAUCCCUCUGUCCACCGCUGAUGAUGUCAUCACCAGGGGACCGCUGAUCACAAUCCAGGAGGUGAAGACGCCCACCUCACCGUUGGAGCCGCCGCCCGGCACCUGGGGCGUCAGCGGUGACGUCAUUGGCGGGGGAGGAGCCUCCAGGAGUGUCAGCGGUGACGUCAUUGGUGGGGGAGGAGCCUCCCUUCCUCCUAAACUUGCUCUGGAUGAGCUGAGGCUAAGCCCCACCCCCUCAGCAGGUCACCUGACUGGCAGGAAGUCGCCCGUCUCACCCCAAGUGCCUAAACCCACAUUUGAUGAGAUGUCUCCUGAGUUGACUGCUCUGCUGAACUCGGCCAGAGAACAACAGACCAUCAGAGAACUCAACCUGCUGAAGACGUCGGAGACGGAGACGCUCUUCCUGUUGACGGAGCCAUGUGACCCUGACCAGGACGUCCCGGUGAUGAGGAAGACACUUACCUACGAAGCUCCCGGGGCGGUCUCUGAUGCUCCGGCAGGUUUGCUGCUCAGUUCUCAGACCUUCACGGCAGAAACCUCCAACACCACGACCACCACGCACAUCACCAAGACAGUGAAAGGAGGAAUUUCAGAAACCAGAAUCGAGAAAAGAAUCGUGAUUUCUGGAGACACAGAAAUAGACCAUGACCAGGCCUUGGCGGCGGCUCUCAGUGAGGCGCGGCGGCAGCAUCCGGAGCUCUCGGUCACACGAGUCGUCGUCCAUAAAGAAACCGAAGUGUCUCCUGAUCAUGUGAUUGAUUAGUGACAUCACAGGACUGAGCCCAGGACAACCUGCUGCAUUCUGGGAGAUGUAGUCCAGACAUCAGCCAACUGUUGAUAGAGGUUUCGGCGACACCCAGUGGACAAUAAAGGAACGGAAGAUUUACACACACACACACACACACACACACACAGAAACAAACACACACACAGCUACACACACCGACACACACACACACACACACACACACACAGACAAACACCUGUAUGGUGUAUCAGGACCUACCAAACUUCACCUGCUGCUUCUUUAACUUCCUCUUUAAACAAGCCCCCCCUCCACACACACACACAUACACUUACACAGCUGCCAUCUGAUUGGUUGUAGGUAUAUUUAACCCUGACUGUGGGACAGCAGCUUUACUUAAUCGGCUUCUUUUUUUAUUUUAGAGACAUUAACGACCAGUUUGUUUAUUGUUUAAUUUAAUGACCGACUGCAAUUCCUUAUUUAAUUAGUUUCUGUGAAUAACAAGCGGCCCAGACAGCUUCCUUGAGGAACUCCACACAAAGCGAAUAACAAGGGGCCCAGACAACUUCCCUGAGGAACUCCACAGCUGAUUGGCUGCUGGGUUUUACAUCAGAGGCACUGAAGAACACUUCCUGUUUUCUGUCUGAAAUGUAAAUCAGCAUGAAUGCUAGCACUGUAACCGCUCACUGUAUAGCAGCGAAAAAUCUGUAUUUACCCACAAUGCAAUAGUAAUUUGCCAUUACAAUAGAAACCUUUGUUUUGAAUUGUUUUAUUCACCUGUUGAUGUGUAAUUCAUUAUUUGUGUCUUAAAUGUCUAUUUAUUUAUUUAUUGUUGUGUGAAUGUACUCCCAAAUUGACCACGCCCCUGGUAGCCAACCUUGGUAACCACGCCCCUGGUGGCCCACCAUGUGACGAACACCAGUAGACACGCCCCUAUAACCACGCCCACUUGUAGCCACGUUCACAGAACGUGUUUUCCUACAG